Molecule: messenger RNA, 2296 nt
Organism: Solea senegalensis (Senegalese sole)
Lineage: Eukaryota; Metazoa; Chordata; Actinopteri; Pleuronectiformes; Soleidae
Exons: 9
Coding region: 241-1236 (331 amino acids)
Source: RefSeq, a predicted model, not a curated record
CCUUCAGGGAGACAAGUUCAUCAGAAGAAGAAAAAGAAGACAUAAUUUAGUACUUAUGACUCAUCACUUUCCUAUUUAUUCAAGCAGCAGGCCAGUUGGCAUCGCAACAGUAGAUCACCACCUCACCUCCAUGUUAUGGCAACAGCAGCUUGGAUUAAUGCUUAAUCUCGCUUUAGAAAAAGGUCCAGGUCUUGUCUUUCACACAGAGGAACUGUGAAGGUCAGAGCAGUUCAGAAACACAUGAGCAUGAGGAGGUUUUUCAGAUCACAGCGGGACGAGGACUACAGUCAGAUCCAGUAUCUGACGGCCAAGUGCACGCGCCUGGCUCACGACAAAGCUCUUCUCGACAGGGACUUUCUCUUGUCCAGAGAGCGGGAGAGGAAGCUGCAGAACGACCUCAGCGCCGUGACCUCGCGUCUCGUCCACCAGGAGCAGCUGAACAUGGAGCUGAGGAUGAAGCAGGAGCAGCUCACCAGCGUGAUCCAGCAGCAACAGGACCUGGUGGUGUCGCUGCAGCAACGCGUGGUCCUGCUGGUGGAGGAGAGUUCCUGCGACGCGGAGCUGCUGCGACAGGUCGGUUCAGAGCUGUUCUGUCUGCAGAGCUCCGAGGUCAAGCUGGAGGGCCUGGUGGACGAGCUCAACGCUGAGGCACAGCACAGAGCGGCCAUGGCAGAGAGCCUCCAAGUGGAGCUGCACGCUGAGGCCCAGCACAGGGCGGAGCUGACAGAGGGCCUCCAGGCAGAGCUCCACAGGAAGACAUUGGAUCUGGAGGAGCUGGAGGUCAUCAACAAAACUCUGACAGACGAGUUGAAGGAUUUAAGUAAUGCGCAUCAGAAAGAGGUGAGGGCACUGCAGCAGGAGAACGAAGGAAGCCUGAGGAAACUGCAAGAGACGGCGGAACAGUUUGAGUGGUUGUGUCAGCAACAGCGCUGCUGGAUGUGCUGCGUCAAGAGGUUCAAAGACUCUCUGAUGGAGGAGAGAGACGCUCUGCUGCAGCAGGUCAACAUGCUGGAAAAGGAAGCUGAGAAACUGAGGAUGAGCUCUCAUGGCGAUGGUCCCAACCAGAGCCUCCGCUGCCCCCUGCAGGACACAGAGCGCUGUGACGGCAGCUUGACAUCAUGGGACGUGGAUGAAGUGGCUGCGCUGGAGUCUCGGGUGGAGAAGUCAAACUCGCUGUGCGAGGAGUUUUUUAACCAGGCAGCGACUCCAAUCAAUGGAUACCAGAAACCUCCAUGAGGACAGAAGCCUGGAGCCGGGACUCAUCUGCGUUUUCUCUUCCCACCUUCUGCAAACCAGAAGAUAAUGACUGGAUGUUUGCGUGUGUGGUUAGCUAUGUAGAAUGUUUCCCAGUCAUUGUGUGAAAAAAAAGAAAAAAAAGAAAACAGAAAAUCUUGGAAAAACCGACCCGUGAAACCAUACAUUUUGUUUGUCUUCCACAAUUGUUUGGCUGUCACGAAAAACAUCUUCCUCGUGAUAUAUGACUGGAUUAAACACUGUGGUCGCUGCUGUCCUCCUUUUCCCCCCGUGACACAUGCACAUCACAUGUGCCUAAAGUUGCCUGGUCACAUUUUUCCAGUAAUUGUCUAUUGUUCAAACCUUGUAAUCAACACCACUAAUAGGAGCAGAAGCACCUGAGAAUGUUCUGGGUUUUUUUUUGUUGUGUUGCCAGCGACUCCUCGCAGGGGAACCAGCAGCUGGUGCGCAGAGGAAACGAGAAACGUGUUUUUUUUUUUUUGACCAACAUGAAGCUCGACUGAUUGUUUCCCCAUUGAGGACUCGCUACGCGUUGACUCGGAAGAUCAGAGCAUUCACUUAUGCACCAGCUUGUCCUCAUCUAAGGUGGCGAUCCUGGUUCCUGCGCUAAUGACGACGACUCGCAAGCUCCGUCGUAUGCGGAACAUUUGCUAAACACGUGUCGCAAAGGCAACAACAGUUUACCGCCAAGGCUAAUGUUUGGGCCAAGAAGGAUGCAUUCACUCACGUGACGCACCCCUCAGUGAUGAGCAUGUUUGGGCUGGUGUAGCAUCCACCAAUGGCUUUGUGAGGAACCAACAAGAAAGCAGAGAAGUUUGCUCGGGAGCUAAUCUGACAAUCGAGCCAUCCACGCACCCAACAGCCCAUGUAUUUGGAGAUUGUCAACAAGAGCUGUCCCAGCUGAUGUUGAGCAGGAUUUAGGAGGGUACACCCAGGAUACUAAACCAGUAAAGCCCUUAUUCCACCUAUGGUCCCAGUUAGCCUUGCCGCGGCACGAUUUAGGUUGGUUUUCCACUACAAAAAUAGUCUGGGGGCGGAGUCA